AUGACUGAAGAUUCGACUGUGAACUCAAUUCGCCGCGUACUGUCGUUGCCGUUUCGUCGCCCGUCCCGGACCAGAAAAGCUUCCGAUGGAAACUCCUGGUUGAAGCGGGCGAGCAGCAGUGUCCAUACUAGCACGGUUAGCAGCAUGAAAUCAGGAACAAAACUAAACACAGCCACCGGUACCUUUGGGGCACUUGACCAAACGUGGCAUGACUGGAUUGAAAUGUACCAGAAAGGCACCCAAAACUUGAGCAACAUCGCCCGUCCUGUCUGCUUCAACGGGUACGGCCAUAUGUCUCCGCCAGAAUCAGCUAACGAGGCAGAACGCCUUCAGGCUGUUGCACGAUUGAUUGACCGCCGAGAAAUAGUCAAGCAAAAAGAGUGGUUUGACUCUAUGCUUCGGCCGAUUAUGGCCCAACAUCGUCUGAGCUGCGCAUGUAUCUCGAUCGUUGAUGCGAAUUGCCAAUAUGUGUGCUUUCAGAUUGGUUUAGGCUCUGAAAUCAGAAUUAUUUCCAGAAAAUUGUCAAUUGACGGCCAUGCACUUUUAUCUAAAGACCACUUUGCCCUGCUCGAUGCUAGCUCGGAUUGGAGAACCCAAUUCAACCCCCUGGUUCAUGGACCACCUUUUCUGAAGUUUUACGCAGGUGUUCCGCUGAUUUCAAAUUCAAAUGGUACAGCAGUUGGUGUUUUGUCCAUGUUCGAUCCCUACCUUCGGACUCAGGUCCCCCGUGGACUAAUACAAGCAUUGCAAUUUGCCGCUGAAAAAGUAAUGGAACAUAUCGAAGUCAACGCAGAGCUUCCUAGGCCUAGAAUCGAUUGGCCAGCUACUUCAGAUCCAAGAGAAAGUACAACCGACCUGGAGUCUCAGACGGAUACGCCUCUUACGGUCGACGGUGAUAGCGGAGUCCCUGACUUUUGUUUGACACACACGAAGCCGGGAAUGGCAUCCUGCUUCCAGCCUCUUGGCGGCCAGGUUGUUUUACAGCCGUAUCAAGUGUUUGAGUCUUUGUUAAAGUGUCGCAGUUUCCGUCAAGCGUUUGUCAAAGCAUGUCACAUCACCGCUAGAACACUUGGGCUCGAUGUUGUAUAUGUUGUUGAAAUUCGCGCCCGAAGCCGCUAUUUAGUUGAUGAACAAGUGUUUACUACUUUCAAAAAUGCUCAUCACGAGGACGAAAGCGCAGCCUUCGAGCGACUGCCCAAACGGCUGGUUAAAAAGCAAAUCCAAAUCCGAAAAGUUGGAAGCAACAGUGGUGUUUAUGAGCCUGAACUUGACAAAAAAGUACUGCUCUCGGCCUUGAGUUCCAAGUUUGGUCUCAAGUACACCGCCAACUGUUUUCAGGACUGUGAGGGCAGUGCGGAAUACCCUAGUGUUUUAUUGAUUCCCUUUCGCAGGACCCCAGCCACCGUUGUUAACAAGUCCAACGCAGUCAAUUCGCCGUCAUCGUGUACAAGUAUGACCGAUGAUGAGUUCACUUUCGAAGAGACUAAACCACAGCCAGAAACAAAUGUUACAGAUAAUGUUGUAUAUGUGCGUUGGGGAGGGUUCAUUAUGUGCAGUUUCUCAUCAGCAUCUUGCACUUUCUCUCCUGGAGAUGUUGCUUUUAUGAAAAAAGUUGUCAAAGCACUGGAAAAUAUCCUCUUGUGUCAACAAGAAAAGGGCCUCGCGGAUAGCCCUGCACUGUCGAAAUAG
Molecule: messenger RNA, 1689 nt
Organism: Wickerhamiella sorbophila
Lineage: Eukaryota; Fungi; Ascomycota; Dipodascomycetes; Dipodascales; Trichomonascaceae
Exons: 1
Coding region: 1-1689 (562 amino acids)
Source: RefSeq, a predicted model, not a curated record